This is a messenger RNA of Hyaloscypha bicolor E, 270 nucleotides long. Its product is annotated as ankyrin. NCBI's taxonomy places the organism in Eukaryota, Fungi, Ascomycota, Leotiomycetes, Helotiales, Hyaloscyphaceae. The transcript has a single exon. Gene Ontology annotation, molecular function: protein binding. The annotation marks the transcript as partial. The record is from RefSeq and is a predicted model, not a curated record.
AUUUUGCUAGACCAAGGUGCUGAUCCAACAAUCCCAUUACCAGAUGGUGAGACACCUCUGCAUUGGGUGGCUCAGAGUGGGAAUGUUGACCUAAUGGAGGAACUAUUGAGCAGAAGUGCUAAUCCGAAUAUUUCUGAUACCGAGGGACAGUCUCCAUUACACCGGGUUGCAUACACGAGGGAUUGUUUAAUCGCCAGUCCCCUCAUCAAGCAUGCAGCACACACAUCGAUGGUCGACACCGAAGGCCACAGCACAAUAUACUAUGCAGCU